This is a messenger RNA of Trichoplusia ni (cabbage looper), 1008 nucleotides long. RefSeq lists its product as uncharacterized. Bases 65 to 898 code for a protein of 277 amino acids. Gene Ontology annotation, cellular component: extracellular matrix. The record is from RefSeq and is a predicted model, not a curated record. The transcript is spliced from 3 exons. NCBI's taxonomy places the organism in Eukaryota, Metazoa, Arthropoda, Insecta, Lepidoptera, Noctuidae.
UGUUUAUUUCGUGGGAGUAACUCAGUCAGUUUUAAUUAACCCGGACAAAAACUACAAUGAAGACAUGGAAGAUGGAAUUUCACACGGAUGGCAAGUCAUAAAAAUCUACCACCCACCGACUUUCCGAGCAUUCCGGUAUAAACACGACCAUUACGCGUACCCUAAAUAUGAGUUCGGUUAUUCCGUAUCAGAUAAGAAGACCGGAGAUCACAAACACCACCACGAGGAGCGCGACGGGGAUCGAGUUCGUGGCGAGUACAGCCUUGUUGAGUCAGACGGAUCUCUGCGGAAGGUCCAGUACCACGCCGAUGACCACAACGGAUUCAACGCAGUAGUAAGUAAGACAGUCAACAAACACGGAAACAAUGCCGUUUCUAUGACUGAACAUACAAGAUUCUUCUAUCCCAUUGGUCAUGGCAUCAAAAUCAACCACUACUUCCCCAACAAGAACUACCAUUAUCAAGAAAUGGUGAAACCUGAACCUAAUAAAGAGAGUAUACCAGUAUAUGAGGAAAAAGAACCUGGAAUGGGUAAAGUUGAGGACCAAGCAUUGGUAGUCAUAGACUCAGCAGCAGACAAAGAUGCUGUUGUUGAAAUGGAGACACCUAAAGAAACUUCAACUCAUCAACAAACAACAGCAACUACUCCUAAGGAAGAAGUGGAAAACGUUCCUAUUAAUGUAGUACCAGCAGUCGUUACUAUGAUAGCACAAAAUCCGGAAGAAUCCAAAGCCGAUGCAGAAAACUUAUUAGUACCGGAAGAAAAGACUGAAUCACAACCUUCAAAGGACGAACCCGUAAUGGAAGAUCAACCGUCAAAAGAAAGUGAUAACCCAGCUUUUGAUUCCGAAGUAGCAUCGUCGUAUUAUCAUUCCAAAAUGUAUUAUGUAGCUUACUAAGAAUCAAGUUAAAGUUGUUAUUUAGUUUUAUAAGCGAUUAAGUCAUUUAGCACGUAAACUGUUAAAUAAUUCUGUUUAUUGACUCUCAUGAAAUAAAUUACAAUAAAUUA